CUUAGCGUCGCCCUCGGUCAUAUCGUCAUGACCGAGCAUUCGAAGGCUCGCGGCUGUCCCAUGGUCAAAUCUCUCGCAGGGUUGUGUUACGGCUCCACCGAGCAUUGAAAAGGAGGCCUCGUCAGCUUUAGAUGUGAGUGACUAUCUGCUAUCUACGGAGUUGAUCUAAAUCUUUGACUUACGUGCCGUUGUCAUAUUGCGGUGAAUUCACACCUACCCUAACGUACUUCGUGACUUUACUUGAAAAAAAUAUCUCCACCAGGAAGCAUGCAUCUGCCUCAAGCCGUCCAGACCUCCCUCAACUAUUGGCCUGCGGAUGGCCCUGCGAAAAGGGAGCUUGUACUGGGCACGGUUGGGGCGUAUCGGCGACCCAUUGAUAGACGAUCUGUCUCAAUCCAGGAUGUACGGGGCCGAGAGGGAACAUAUACCCUGAAUAUUCAUGGCUUCCAAUUCAUUAAUCAUGUCAGCCCGCACGUGGCAUCUUUUAAUGAGGCCGCGGUCAAGACGUACAUGUAUCCAGAGGCGGAAGAGAUCCUCAAGAGCGCGACGGGCGCCACUCGCGUGCAUGUCUUUUCCCAUAUUACUCGUACCGCCCCCUACGAAAAGGUCGAAGCGAUGGUUCAUUCCGCCGAAGCGGAUACCAAAGCAACCAGUCUGAUGGUGCCUGCGCGGCAUGUCCAUGUAGACCAGUCCGAAGCUGGGGCCUUUGAGGUGCUGAAGGACAACAUGACUCCAGAGGAAGCCGAGCGACUGGGGAAGACUCGGUGGGCGAUCAUCAACAUCUGGCGCCCGCUGAAGCCUGUUCCCCGCGACCCACUGGCCGUAUCAGAUGCCCGAUCCUUCAGUGAUGAUGAUCUCCUGGAGAUCUACGGACGGGUCCCUGGGAAGGAGCAGGAAAAGGACUAUGAUGCAGCAACCAAGGGGAGUGGCUUUGGGAUGCUUUAUGGUAAGUAUGCGCCUGACCAGAAAUGGUAUUAUAUGUCCAAUAUGAAGCCGGACCAGGUGGUAUUGAUCAAAUGUUACGAUUCGAAGAAGGAUGGUAAAACAUCCAGACGGACGCCUCAUACAGCGUUUGUAGAUCCAAGAACCCAGAAUGUGGAGGAAGCACGACAGAGCUUGGAACUGAGAUGCUUGGUAUUCUUUGAAGAUGAGCCCAUAGCCUAA
Aspergillus alliaceus is the source of this 1164-nucleotide messenger RNA. RefSeq lists its product as uncharacterized. Gene Ontology annotation, molecular function: oxidoreductase activity. The transcript has 2 exons. The record is from RefSeq and is a predicted model, not a curated record. The coding region runs from base 268 to 1164 and encodes 298 amino acids. Lineage: Eukaryota; Fungi; Ascomycota; Eurotiomycetes; Eurotiales; Aspergillaceae.